This is a messenger RNA of Sesamum indicum (sesame), 1021 nucleotides long. RefSeq names its product dehydration-responsive element-binding protein 3. Lineage: Eukaryota; Viridiplantae; Streptophyta; Magnoliopsida; Lamiales; Pedaliaceae. Gene Ontology annotation, biological process: regulation of DNA-templated transcription. Gene Ontology annotation, molecular function: DNA-binding transcription factor activity; DNA binding. The record is from RefSeq and is a predicted model, not a curated record.
UUUGCUUCUAUCAUAUUCAUAUUCAUACCUCAACUCAACUUACUCUCCCUUCUCCCUUCACUAUAUAAAUUAUAACUUAAUUGCACCCACCUCACUUCUCAUCCCUCCUCCCACUUUCUCUCUCUACACUCCAUCUCCAUCGUCCUCACCCACCAUUCUCAGACCAGAUAUGCCUGAGCCACCACCCUGUUCAGCCUCUUCAGCUUCAUCAGCGUCCUCAUCCUCCUCCGCUGAUAACCCGUGUCAAAACAAGUGCAAGAAAAGAGCUAGGGAUAGUGGGAACAAGCACCCAGUUUACAGAGGCGUGAGGAUGCGCAGCUGGGGGAAAUGGGUCUCCGAAAUCCGCCACCCUCGGAAGAAGUCUCGCAUUUGGCUCGGAACUUAUCCGACCGCUGAAAUGGCGGCGCGGGCCCACGACGUGGCGGCUUUGAGCAUCAAGGGAGACUCGGCGAUUCUCAACUUCCCUCAGCUAACUGAGUCUCUGCCCCGCCCCGCUUCACUCUCGCCCAGGGACGUGCAAGCCGCGGCGGCGAAAGCCGCGGCUAUGGAGGAGCUCAGCCCGUUGUGCUCUUCUUCUACGGCGAGUACUACGGCGUCGGAUGAGCUCGGGGAGAUAAUUGAGCUGCCGAGUUUGGAGGGGCGCUACGACUCGACCGAGUCGCGGAGCGAGUUGGCGGUGGUUGACUCGGCGGACGGGCUGCAUACGCCGUGGUGGGAGUUGGAUAAGGACUUCUGCGAGUAUUUCUCCGAUGAGUUGGCCGGAGGUUGGGGGAGUUUGAUUUCAUGCAGCUUUGAAAUACGGAAAUGGGCUUGCUAAAGCGUGGACGUGUGCCUUGUGCUUUCUUGCUUGUACUUUAGAUGUAGAUGUCAUGUACGUACAAUUACACGUAUAUUGUACAAAUUACGGUUUUUCCUCCAAAAAUUAUUUCUGCUUUUUUAAAUUAUUUUUUAUUUUUGUGAGAUUUAGUUCAUCGAUUACACUGUAAAUAUAAAUGUAUACAUACUCAAAAUAUUUCCAGUA